ACGAAAAAUGGAAAAUAAUUUGUUUCUUUAGCUUAGUCAACAUGUUUGGCCAGUGUUCACUAAAUUCAGAAAUUUACCUACAAUUGAAGUCAUUCGAAAUAAAUUACAUGAACUGCUAACUCAAGACUACAUGAUGCGUCUGAAACACCUCAGCAUUUUCUUAAUCAAUGAAAAUAAAUAAAAACUAGUUCUUAACUAUCGUUAUUAUUCGCCCACGAUUCGUGAAUCGUCAUCACGCAUUGUCACGAUGUUUAAAGAGCGAUUCUCCGAGCCCGUACUGAUAGUGGCGUCUGUGGCGAUUUCCGGCAUCGCUGUGCUGGGCACGAUGGGCAACCUGCUGGCGGUUGUAGCGCUGCUUCGCUCCACUAAACUGCGCCGCUCCUCCACCUACUACAUCGUCAACUUGGCCUUCAGCAACCUGCCUGUCUGCAUCAUCGCCAUGCCCCUGUACGCGGUUGUGCUGGUGCAGGCGCUUUGUCUUGACGAGGUGCUGGUGCCGCCGUUAGUGCUGCACGCCAUCGCUGUCAUCGGCUUCAUUGGCAACCAAGCUGAGCUUCACACCAUCUGCGUGCUGAGCUUCAACAGGGUGCUGGCGAUGUUCAAGCCGCGUGCGUACCAGAAGUUGGUACAGCUGCGCGUGUACCGCUACGUCUUGGCGGGGCUGUGGCUCUACAGUGUCGGCAUGUGGGUGCCGCCUGCCUUUGGGUGGCUGGGGGAACUUGAGAUCAGCGAGCAGGACUUGUUUGUGAUCAUCAGCCGCAAGAGCAAAAUUGCGAGGAGACUUUUCCUCUUCUUCGCCUUCACACUACCUCUGCUCUUCUCCCUCGUCUGCCAUCUUAUGCUUUUAUGCAAGGGCCUGAGGGCAGGGGUGGAGAGCUCGUCGCAGCAGCAGUGGCGGCAGCAGAUCACCAAGACCGUGUCUCUGGUCUUCCUGCUCCUGCUGGUGCUGAGCGUCCCCCACAUCGUCGUGCACGCCCUGCAGGCCAGAGGGCACUCCGAGCCCAAGUCCUGGCUGCUGGUGCAUGUGCUCUUCUUCGGGAGGUGA
Hyalella azteca is the source of this 1045-nucleotide messenger RNA. RefSeq names its product melanopsin-like. The record is from RefSeq and is a predicted model, not a curated record. NCBI's taxonomy places the organism in Eukaryota, Metazoa, Arthropoda, Malacostraca, Amphipoda, Hyalellidae. Gene Ontology annotation, biological process: adenylate cyclase-activating G protein-coupled receptor signaling pathway; G protein-coupled adenosine receptor signaling pathway. The coding region runs from base 248 to 1045 and encodes 265 amino acids. Gene Ontology annotation, molecular function: G protein-coupled receptor activity. Gene Ontology annotation, cellular component: membrane. The transcript has 6 exons.